ACUACAUAAAGCGUCGCACUGGGGAAAUGGAGUUAUUAUCAUUCAUGCUUCUAUCAUCCCAUCUCUUCAUCCGAUUCACUUCAUCAAACGACCUGGUGUCGGCAUCAGCUCUGUGAGCCUUUUAUCCAACUUUUAACACCACUUCCAAGAUGGUCCGCAUCACUGUAACUGCCCUUCUGGCUUUUGUCGUCACUGCCAUGGCACAAAUCACACCCAACAAUGCCGGUGCGAGAAACGUUGGGCAGGGGAACGGCUCGCAGUUCAUCACUGGGGGCUGCGUCAACAAUGCCGACUGCGCUUCAGGGUGUUGCGCUGAUGCGAGUGGCGUGGGGGUCUGCUCUGCUGAGGCUGCUCAGUUCCAAAAUGGGAAGAAUGGAUGUGGCUUUGUUGAUCCGAAUGCUCAGGGGACCAUUGCUGCUGCUCAGGCUCAGGUUGCGAGGCAGGGAUUCUGAGGGAAAGAAUCGUGUAGAUGGGAGUGUUCAGAUGGCAUGAGUUAUCUUCCUGCAGCCUGACAUUUCUACCUACUAAUUAACCUGCUGACAUGCUGAAAUCGCAUUUGUAUCCAGUCUUCCAAUCACGUACUUGAUGUCAAACAAAUGAUAAUGAUAGAGAAAGAUACAGACAGACUUCAGUUCCCGAGUGGCCUCAGCUACCCAAGAAUAAGCUC
Podospora bellae-mahoneyi is the source of this 667-nucleotide messenger RNA. RefSeq lists its product as uncharacterized. The record is from RefSeq and is a predicted model, not a curated record. Lineage: Eukaryota; Fungi; Ascomycota; Sordariomycetes; Sordariales; Podosporaceae. The transcript has 2 exons. Bases 150 to 452 code for a protein of 100 amino acids.